Messenger RNA from Seriola dumerili (greater amberjack), 2211 nucleotides. It is a transcript of the gene rab25b, whose product is annotated as RAB25, member RAS oncogene family. The coding region runs from base 265 to 891 and encodes 208 amino acids. Lineage: Eukaryota; Metazoa; Chordata; Actinopteri; Carangiformes; Carangidae. Gene Ontology annotation, biological process: exocytosis. Gene Ontology annotation, cellular component: recycling endosome. The record is from RefSeq and is a predicted model, not a curated record. The transcript is spliced from 5 exons. Gene Ontology annotation, molecular function: GTP binding; GTPase activity.
AGCCUGGAUACACUCCACAUGUCUUGUUCAAACAAGCAGCUUUCUAUUAACUCAGAUAGGGAAGGGUAGUGAAGGGUAGAAAGCUGGUGACUGGCACUCAUGUGUCAAAACAUUUUUGCAGCCAUUUUCUCUCCUGACGCCUGAGGAUCUGAGAGGCAGAUUGGUUUUGGUGUGGGUCAGUGUCAUCUUACAUCCUGUGAUCAGUCUGCGAGAGCCGGAGACACGGCAGUAGAGUGUGGGGCGGCAACACUGAAUGGACAGAACAUGGGGUCAGAUGAGGCCUACAACUUUGUCUUUAAGGUGGUUCUGAUUGGUGAAUCUGGUGUAGGCAAGAGCAACCUGUUGUCCCGUUUCACCAAAAAUGAGUUUAACCAUGACACUCGCACAACCAUCGGGGUGGAGUUCAGCACACGGACCGUGCAGCUCAGCGGCUUCACCAUUAAGGCCCAGAUCUGGGACACAGCCGGACUGGAGCGAUACCGGGCCAUCACUUCAGCGUAUUACAGAGGUGCUGUUGGAGCCCUGCUGGUCUAUGACAUAACAAAACACCUUACCUAUGAGAGUGUGGAGCGCUGGCUGAAGGAGCUCUACGACCACGCUGACCCCCACAUUGUGGUGAUGCUGGUGGGCAACAAGACUGACCUGGAGUCGGAGAGAUCUGUGCCCACUGAGGAGGCCAAAGACUUUGCAGAAAAGAAAGGACUUUUGUUUCUGGAGACUUCAGCCUUGGAGUCAACUAAUGUGGAAGCAGCAUUCAACAAUGUCCUAGCAGACAUUCACAGAAAGGUUAGCAGUAAGGAAGUGGUUCGAGGCUCCAUCAGUGCCGUGUCCCUGAACAGCCCCAGUGCAGAAAACACAGAGGAGAAUAAGCCCUGCUGCAGGAACAUCUGAUUACACCAUCCCCCAGGAGCCCAGGGGGCCACAGGGUGGGUGACAGGUGAACUCCUUCUUCACCCACAACCCUGUGCAAGAGCUUGACAAGAGGCAGGCACCAUGGCAGCCAUGGGUACCAAUAUUAACGGUCCUGGCUUAAGAUGCCUCUUCAAAAUGACUGAUUUACAAGUUGUAAGAGCUACAUGGUGGUGUGAGGUGUUCAAAGGAUGUUUGAAUGAAUGUAGCUGGAAACCAGCAUCAGUCUUUUAAGAGUCCCUGCUGACCGCUGAACAUACGUCAGUGGUAAAACACAAAACUGUGUUACCUGUAAGAUAAAAUAUUUAUAUAUAUUCAUGCAGAAAAUUGGAAAAAUCAUAGCAUGGGUAAGGUUUUGAAAGUGAAUGACAUAAGACUGUUUUAUGUUUUCUUCAAAUCAACAGUUUAGUUGGUGGUGAAUAUUUUAUGUACUGACUGAUCUAUGAUGAGACUGAAUGUAUUUCUGUUGAGACAUAAAUGAUUUAUGGAGACAGUUAGCCUGUUGUGUGUUAUUUUUGUCUUACAACAAUAGAAUUUUCAAGUAAUUAGAAAUACCAGGUUAGUGCUGAUUGUCAAUCGCAACACUGCACACUACAAUAGUGAAAAAUAAUUUCCUGUGGUUAGCUAAAAUCUCAGUUGUUUUAUGAGUCAAAGUGUUAAAACAUGUUUGUGAUCUGAACCCCUUCUCAAACUGUUCAAGUCAGGGUUAGGGUUUAGGUUAGGUAGGUGUGCAACCUUUUCAAGCAUGAUAUCUUGUUUUUCCUCUGCAUGAGCUGAGAUAAUUAACUGGCCCAAUUAAUUUUGCCUAUCCCUGCCAGAAUAAUGCAUGCAGUGAAUUAGUGCACAGGCCUCUUAAAAGAGCUGGGAUGAUAUGACAUGAAAGUUUCCUCCCUGCAUCAAAUUUAAAAACAGUAAAACCAAACCAGCUGUCACUUUUAUGGGACGUCAGUGGAUGAUAGCGACAGAGUAAACAAGAGAUGAACAGGAAACUGUGUGUACAAAACCAAACAAGUCCUCCAACUUAAAUGAUCAUAGAGGUCGCUAUCCUCAGAUACAACCCACCAUAGGAAUUUGGGUGUCAAUGUCGCAAAAACAAUGAAAUUGUGUGACAUGUUUAUAUAUUAACCCAUUAAAUGCUGAGAGUCGUUUCAGGGUCUUUCCAACUCUGCCAAGUCUUUAACUGUGGGAAAUACCAACUACUGUUUAGACUAUGUACGUAUUAUUGUUCUGUUUUUACUUUAUAAUCAAUUUUAAUUCAUAGAAAUGUUUAUGUUGAUAAUAAAUAUGGUACAUUUGUUCAUA